AUGGACGCUGAUGCUCCACCUACCCCUCCGCCUUCUCAUGGACAUUCAUUCCCAACUGGAGUAACGGAUUCGCCCGCAACUCCUCUCAGCGUCAAUACAUCCGCAUCCUCUUCAGCGACAUCCUCAUUAACAGCAGGAGGCUUCUCUAUUUCGAUUUCGGAAUCAGAAUCUGGUGCAGGUGUUGCAGCAGCACCGGUUCCGUCAUCAGGAGAUUCAUCCUCGUUAUUGGAUCUCAACGUGGACGUAUAUGGAGGCAUGGAUCAGGUGUACCUCAAGGCAGCUGGCAUGCGCAGUGACUUCACCAUCACGUUUGGCGCUACAGUCAACUACCAACUUCACAAAUUCCCCCUCUAUUCCAAGACUGACUAUUUCUCCAAGCAUGCUGUGGAGGAGGAGAAGAGCAGCUCCAGGCGGAAUUCUGGAGACCCAGAGAGCUCCGCCAAUGGGAAGCGAGCUCGUCUUGACCUCUCCAACCUCCCAGGCGGAAUCGAGACAUUCAAACUCGUCGCAUGCUUCUGCUACAGCGUUCCCAUUACAAUCACCCCUGAUAACGUCACAGCUCUCUACUGUGCAGCGAUUUACCUGGAUAUGAGAGAUGACCCUCGAGCUGCCAUGUGCGGUGGUCCCUAUGACUGUAACCUGCUUACCCUAGCGUCUCGCCACCUCACCUCGUAUCUCUCUCACCCCCGGGCUGCUCUGACUGUUCUUCAAUCGUGUGAUGCCAGCUCAGCGAUCCGGGCGAGUGCUGAGUCAGCAGGGCUGCUGCUGACCACUGUGAACGCGGUCGCACGAUUGGUAGUGAAAGAAGCGGGGAAAGGUGACGACGCUUAUGACGGUCCUGAUGCUGCUGCUGUCAAAACAGAUAAGGCAGGCAGGGAAGAGAAGGACAAGGAUAAGGUUGCAGAUGGAGCUGCAAGUGAAGCGGAGGAAAAGACGGACUCGGCUGGCGCAGGACCGCUGUGGCUGUCACCCCAGUUGCUGCAUCUGUCCCUCCCCACGUUCGUCCAGCUGCAUGCUGCUCUAAGCUCCCUGGGCAUGAGUGCGCUGCAUCUCUUUGCUCUGCUUGAGGCCUACUGCAACACGUGGCUGCCAUUCCCUGUGGACGUCCCAUCCACGUCCACAUCACCUGCAGCCACGUCAGCAGACGCCCAGACUACUUCCACAUGGAAGCCAACCCUGGAAGCAGCAGUAGCGCUGCUCUUUGCACUCUCAGCUGGGCCCUCCGCAACAGGGCAGGCUGGAAAAGGGGCUGUGGGGCUGCCGUCCAUUCAGCUGCUGGUGCGACUGCUGCGCCUCUGCCCUGAGGUCGAUGCCAGCAAGUCUGCCAAGUCGCACCUGCAAACCACGCCUGAUACAAACGCUUCUGCUGCGGCAAUCACUCACCCAGCUGGCUCCUCUGCUGCAGCUGUGGAAGGCGCAGGCGCUGCCAGCCUCUCUCAGGCUGCAUCUAUUGUGGACAGUUACUUGAAGGCCAUCUCCACCUCUCCCAACAGCAGCAGCAUCAGCCCCGACUCUUUCAUAUCCCUUGCAACCGCACUGCCUCUCGCCUGCCGCCCCUUGCACGAUGCUCUCUAUGAGGCAGUGGCGGCUUACGUAGCAGCCAGGGGUUUUCUACCUUGUCCCAUCCCCCAUCCCUCAUCCCAUAACCCAUCUUAUCCCCCCUUCACCUCCUCAUCCCAUCCCCAUCCCGUCACCCAUCUCAUCAUCCCAUGCGCCAUCCCACCCCCCCUCCGCCCAUCUCGUCGUCCCUUCCUCCAUCCCAUGUGCCAUCCUCGUCGGUCAGAGCCAGUCGCAGAUGCUGCCUCAUCCACCUCCCUCUGGCCGCCCUCCUUCACUGUAGCAGUGCUGACAUGGCAGAAACAGCUGCUCGCAAACCAUGCACAGCAGCUGAUGUCACGAGGCAGGGCGCUGCAGCAGCAGAGGGAGCGGGCAGAGAGGGAGAGGGAGCAGCUGCAGAGAGAGGGGCAACAAAUGCAGGCAGAGGUGGAGGAGGAGGAGGGGAAGGCUGUUGCUGUGAGGGCGGAUAUCAGGCAGGAGACUCACGGGCUUACGCAGGCUUUGGUGCAGAAGCCAACAUCUUUCUUCAGAAAGCUCUUUCAGCGGUCUAGCCGUGCUAAUCAGUGCACGUUCUGUCCAUUCUGA
Molecule: messenger RNA, 2142 nt
Organism: Closterium sp. NIES-65
Lineage: Eukaryota; Viridiplantae; Streptophyta; Zygnematophyceae; Desmidiales; Closteriaceae
Source: the annotation of a GenBank genome assembly